CCUCAAGUCACGUGAAUGCCCCUUUCUUUUCUCUUUAAAAUAGUUUUACAACAUUCUUCCAUUACAUUUUCUUUGAUCAUUUCACAAGAAGAAAAUCUUCUUUCCUUUUCCUUUCUUCUUUUAUUUUCCUCUUGCUUCCCAUGAUUCCCACUUACAGAAAUUCUUCUCCUUCUUCUCCUUCAUUUCCUUUUGAACUUAAUAAUAAUGAGGUUCAUGAUCUAAGUCAUAUUAAUCCUCUUGUUAGCCCUAGCUAUCAAGUUGCUUCGUCAUCUUCUUACUCGUCUUGCCAAACUUUCUUCAAUAAUUCAACUACUAAUCAAGAUCAAAUGGGAUAUUAUCGUUCUCAAUUUUACCAGCCACAAUACCAACCCGAGGUUGAUAAUUUUGCUUCAAGAAGUGGAUCACAUGAUCAUCUAGAGAAGAAAAACAAGGGACCCAAAUUAACCUUGUGGAAAAAAGGAGAUAAGUUGAUGCAAAAGAUGAAGAAUUCAGAUCACGCACAUAUCAAAUUGAAGUUAGAAGAUCAGAAGAAGCAGCAAUCAUAUCCUAAUUUGGAAACUGAUUACAGCAGCAACAGCUCUUCCAACAAUAGUAAUAACAACAAUAUUCCAAUUAGGGUUUGUUCUGAUUGUAACACUACUAAGACCCCUCUUUGGAGAAGUGGUCCUAAAGG
Messenger RNA from Nicotiana tabacum (common tobacco), 673 nucleotides. The record is from RefSeq and is a predicted model, not a curated record. Lineage: Eukaryota; Viridiplantae; Streptophyta; Magnoliopsida; Solanales; Solanaceae.